AUGCCGUCCUCAUCACCAUACCCGGCUCUCAUCACCGCCUCAUCCGCCGACAAUGAAGCCACAGCUAGCCUAGACCUACCCAGAAUCCUGUGCCUCCACGGCGGCGGCACCAACGCACGCAUAUUCGCAGCUCAGUGCCGCGUGUUGCGAGCAGCUCUGUCUUCGACCUUCAGACUCGUCUUCGCGGAGGCGCCGUUCCCGUCUCGGCCGGGACCCGAUGUUGUCUCCGUCUACGGCACAUGGGGUCCCUUCAAGAGCUGGCUACGCCUCCAAGACGACGAUGCCCCCGGCCUAGACAGCGUAGACAUUGUCGAAGCCGUCGACGCUAGCCUUGCCGACGCAAUGAUCGGCGACGAUGCCCUUGGCGCCACGGGCCAGUGGGUCGGCCUGCUCGGCUUCAGCCAGGGGGCCAAGAUGGCCGCCAGCCUGCUCCUCCGGCAGCAAGCUCGAGCCACCUUCAGCCGGCAUUCCAGAAUCUCCACGUUCCGUUUUGCCGUCCUGUUCGCCGGCCGAGCGCCCCUGGUUGCCUUGGACAAUAGCCUGCAGUUGGUGGGAGGGUACCUGGCAGAUGCGGUUCAAAUAAGCAGUUCAGCUGUUGCGAAUAAGCUCUCCAUGGUUGAUGACGACGACCAUCUGCUGCGGCUGCCCACAAUACAUGUCCAUGGCCUGAGUGACCCGGGGCUGCUGUUGCACCAGGAUCUGCUGGAGCACUUUUGCUCGGAAGAGAGCGCAACCGUCGUCGAGUGGGGAGGGCCUCAUAGGAUGCCGAUCAAAACAGCUGAUGUUCAGAAAGUUGUCACCGAGAUGUACCGAAUAGCCGCAGAAAGUGGUGCUAUUGGAGAAUACGACUUUUUAUAA
Molecule: messenger RNA, 858 nt
Organism: Trichoderma atroviride IMI 206040
Lineage: Eukaryota; Fungi; Ascomycota; Sordariomycetes; Hypocreales; Hypocreaceae
Source: RefSeq, a predicted model, not a curated record